Molecule: messenger RNA, 4596 nt
Organism: Saccoglossus kowalevskii
Lineage: Eukaryota; Metazoa; Hemichordata; Enteropneusta; Harrimaniidae
Product: protein sidekick-1-like
Biological process (GO): cell-cell adhesion
Molecular function (GO): protein binding
Source: RefSeq, a predicted model, not a curated record
AUGGAAGCAGUAUGCAAAUUUCUACCGGUGGCGGUAUUCAUCCUGAAUUGUGUUAUCAUAGAAUUAGAAUGUGCUAUUGUUUUCACUCAUGUAGCGAGUGAUACCAUUGUUGUGCAAGGAAAGUCUUUAACGUUGCCUUGUUCUGCUGUAAACACUGGUAGCCAUGGUGAUAUCCAGAGACAGUGGACCCGGGAUGGUGUCCCUGUCACCAUCGGCUCACGGAUACAUCUCUUCCAGAACGGUUCAUUGUACAUUUCGCAGACGCUCCCUGGUGACGAGGGGGAGUAUGUGUGCAUCGCUAGUAUUAUAGGGCAACAGGGGAGCAAUGUAGAAACGAUACCAGCUAAUGUCUAUUUCGCUUUUAUAGACCCCGUAUUUUACCAUCCCGCAUCGCAGACAGUGACAGAUGGAGAACAGUACACACACUUGCAAUGUGUCAGCGGUGAUAGCAGACCUCCAGUUGAAAUCAACUGGGAAAAAGAUGGUGUUCCUUUUACGGAAGGUACUUCCUACCAAACUCUUUUUGGUAAUGUUGAAUCUAUCAAGCAGUCGGGUACUUUACAGAUAAAUAACAUCCGUGAAGAGCUCGCCGGACAUUUUCGGUGUGUGACGGUGAACCCCUUACUCCGGGAUCAGCCAGAGUAUAGUAACUAUGCAACGUUAACCGUGAAUCCGCGAGAAGGCCCUCCUUAUGUCGUCUUAUCACCGAGUAACAUUACAGUCGGUGUGGGCAGCCCAGCUAGUAUGGAGUGUCAGAUAAUAGGAACCCCUACCCCCACCAUAUCAUGGAUUAAACUGGGUGAAAUUGGAGCAAUAAUAAACUCACCAGCUCGAUAUGUCCAGGAUAAUACCUUGUAUAUUACUAGUGUAGACGAUGGGGAUGCAGGUGUUUAUAUAUGUACGGGUUCCAAUUCAGAAGGGUCUAUCUCCGCUGAUCCAGCUUACCUGAUUGUUGCAAGUAUGGGUACGUCAUUUUUACAGCAACCAUCAGACACUUUAGCUGUGUUAGGUACCACGGUUACAUUGAUUUGUCGUCCUCCUGUAAGCAAUCCACCCUCUGUUGUCACAUGGUACAAAGACAAUGCAAUAAUACAGGAGUCAUCACAGAAAAUAAUAUUAGAUAAUGGUGAUUUAUAUAUGCCAUCAGUGAUACUGUCAGAUGCUGGCGUUUAUUUUUGUGCUGCUACUAACAGUUACAUUCCUCGUACUUUGACGUCAAGAACGGCUACACUCAGUAUCCAAGUUGGAGCCUUGAUAACUAUUCCUCCGAGCAAUGCCCAGACAGUCAUACACGACAGGGUGAUGUUUACCUGCACAGCGGAUGGUGAUCCAAAACCAGAAAUAAAGUGGUAUAAACAACAGGAAUUGAUUGAUGAUGAUUACUAUGAUUCUCGAUACAGUAUCGGAUUUGACGGUGAAAGCUUAACCAUAACCGAUGUAAUCUACAAUGACCAAGGCACCUACGUUUGUGAAGCAAGUAAUGGGGUCAACGUUGACAGAGCCUCGGCUUUUCUGGAUGUUAUUGUUCCCCCACAGAUAGAUGUAGGUCCACCGUCUGAUUUAACAGCUCGUGUGGGGUCAGCUGUUCUGGUGAACUGUGAAGUGCUCGGUGAUCCCACUCCCACUGUCUCCUGGUUCAAGGAUGAAUUCCCACUUAUCUGGUCUGCUGAGAACACUCGCUAUAUAUCCACCCCACAAGGCUUACAGAUCAUGAAUGUCGUCACCAGUGAUGCCGGGGUUUAUAGAUGCCAUGCUGAAAACGAGGCGGGAAUUGCUGAGGAAAGCGGUGUGUUGAGAGUUGAAGAUGUCCCUGUAAUCACACAAGGCCCCCUCAGUCAGACAGUCAAUGAAGGACAUCUUCUUACUAUGACAUGCCAAGCAUCUGCAUUUCCUGAGCCGAGCUACUCAUGGCUUUAUAAUGAUGGAGAGAUGCUGCCCCCACAAGCUAUAGUUUCUCAAGAUGGUCGACAACUAUCAAUCCCUCAAACGGAGGACGAUAACAGCGGGACCUACACUUGUAGAGUAGAUAAUUUACAUGGUUACGACAAAGCAACAGCAACACUCUUUGUAAGAGUUGUGCCAUCAGUGAACCCACUUGAAGAUGUCCUCAUAGAACAAGGAGAGACUCUGUUGAUGACAUGUAAUGCACAGGGUAAACCUGAGCCAUCUAUCCAAUGGCUAAAAGGGGAUGAUUCAAUUACACCAGAUACCCGACUGACUUUACCUACCCACAAUACAUUGCAGAUUAGUCCAGUUUUAGCCAGUGAUGAAGGAGAAUAUCAUUGUAUUGCUCAUAAUCCUGCUGGUAGUGGCAGAACCACAUUUCAACUUACGGUAUCAGGUUUGACUACAGCUCUUCCUGUUUCCCCGGUAACCAUCAAGGCUCCUCACCUUACAUCCACAUCGUCCAUUGCGCAACCUCAGACAUCUCGAACAGAUUCACUAAUGCAUUCAGUCAAAGCGACUGAGCGACAGUCUACCCAAGUACCGACCAUUUCAACUCCUGAUAAGCCUCCUAAGGCUACCUACCAAACCUACGAAUCAACACCCAAACCACCCAUCGUUGAAAGCUCCUCAACUCCACAUUCCAGUAUACAAGGAACAUCCACAUUUCCAUUUACCACAGAGACUUUCUUCACUCUGUCAGUAACAGUUAAAGCCACAGCACCUUUAGUGAUGAGUGCUACAGCUGUGUCUACCAGUGAAGUCAUACUGACUUGGAUUCCGGGUACUAUUACAGAGACUAUUUUGUACUAUGUGAUACAGUAUGCACAAAGGUACUCGUCUGAUUGGCUGACGUAUCCUAACACUGCUCCGUACGUAGGUGGGACAGAGACCUACAGAGUAUCAGGGUUGCAAUCCAAUACAGAAUACAUAUUCCAAGUGUUAGCAAUGAAUCAAUAUGGAUUAAGUCAACCAAGCAAUCAGAUGGCAGCAUCUACCUUAUCCGACAGAAUAGGUCCAUCACCACCUAGGAACUUGCAGGUUAUUGGAGUGAACUCAACAUCCAUACAUUUACAGUGGGAAAUACCGGAGGAAAGAGACAGUGAUAUCGUAGCCUAUGAGAUACAGUUCAUACAAACAGACUUGAUAGGCGGUGGAACACUUGAAAUUGAAUCAACUGGUGUCUAUAUCUCAACUGCCGUCAUUUCAAAUCUUCUCACAUUCACCACUUAUAGACUUCGUGUCAGAGCUGCGAGUUUUUACGAUGGUGGUAUACGACAAUGGGGAAACUACUCCGAGUAUGUGCAAACACAAACACUACAUGGUGCACCACUAAAUUCACCCACUUUAGUUACCGCGGUGACAAUGUCCAGUACAAGUAUUCACGUCACCUGGCAGGAGCCAGCUGAAGAUAAUCAGAGUGGCGCCAUUACCCGAUAUGACGUUCUUCUUAUUGAGGCAGAUACUGGAGAGGAAACUAUGAUCGUCACAAGUGGUGAUACUUAUGAAACUAUUGUAACUGAAUUAAAACCAUGGAGAACAUAUGAUAUCAGUGUGAGGGCACAUAACACUGAAGGCCCUGGUCCAUACACUGAACCCGUGUUCACCACAACCUUAGCUGGAGUACCAACUGCUGCUCCAAUUAAUGUGAUGGUGUUCCCGAUUGAUGGUUUGCCGACACAGUUACGGGUCACUUGGGAGGAAGUUGCUGCUGAACACAAAAAUGGCGUUGUGGAUGGCUAUCUUAUGAUAUACCAUAAAUCGGACUCAUCCCCAAGUACUGCACUCAUGGUUGAUAUACCCGAUGGUGACCAGUUUGAAAUUAAUAUCACUGAUCUCUCACCGCACACUGAGUACAAUGUAAAAUUACUGGCUUAUAACAUUGUUAAUGGACAGAACUCUGGUGGGCCAUUUAGUGACGAUGUGACCGGAAAGACCACUGAAGGAUUGCCAGGACCAGUGAAAGAUGUUGUAGUUAUCAGGGGUUUUACUUAUCUUCUGUUGAUAUGGCAACCGCCAUCAAUUGCAGAUAGGAAUGGUAUAAUUAUUGGCUAUACUAUUAAAUAUAUCAUGGUCAUUGACACACAAGAUCCUGAUGUUUCAGAUUUUGAUGACAUUGGAGUAGAUUUCCGAAAUUCCAGCCAUGGUGCUGUGAUAACCACCAGCCCACCGUAUAACUUGACUGGUUUGAUACCAGAUACAACAUACAUAGUGUCCAUAACUGCUAGUACAUCUGCUGGUAUGGGAAUGCAGCCUGUGGUGAAACGUACAGGCACCACAUCAGGUGUGUCCCCCACUAGUAUACCCAGUGAAACCACAGCAAAGAAUGACAACUCUGCUGGUGCUAGUUCUGGUAUCACUGCAGACUGGUGGACGAUUCCUAAGAAAGAUAUGCCUGUCUUCAUUGGAGCAAUGGUAGCUAUAGCGCUGAGUUGUUUAGGAGUUCUUCUUUUUGGAUGUUGGUAUUGCCGUCAUAAGAAGAAGAAAUCUAAAACACGACAGGCUUACUUAAUCCCCCCUGCCAAUAGAGGCCAGAAAAAUAAGAAGAAAAGACAUUCAAGGACUCAAGGUGGUGGUGGUGGUGGUGGUGGUGGUGGAAAUAAUAGAAAAGUUGAAUUAGAAGAAACUGCGGGGCAUUCAAAUAAUAGGUAA